AUGGCCACAAAAGCUACUAUUAAACGCAAAGCUGUCGAAGCGACAAACGGCAAUAAACGUGCUAAGGUUUCUAGCAAUGGUGGUGCUUCAAAGAAGCAGGUGAAGAAACAGGAGAUUGAGGAAGAAGAAGAAGAAGAACCAUCGGAUUCUGAAGACGAGCUUGAUAACGCUGCCAGCGAUGAUGACGAUAAGAAUGAAAGCGGAUCGUCCAACUGGGGCAGCGAUUCCGAAGAUGAGGAAGAUGAAGAAGAGUCUAAAGAAGCUAAAAGUGAGGAAAACGAGGAGGGUGACGACUCUCGUCCUGAGGGUCUUUUGUCUUCUAAGGAAGCACACGCAAAACAAAAGAAGAUGCGCGAAGAACGCAAAAUGGCACGUCCUAAUGCUGAGGCAAUCCAACAUGUUAAGCAACUGUGGGAAAGACUUCGUGUCCGUAAAGGUUUGACUUCUGCUGCUCGUCAAAAACUUGUCAAAGAAGCUUGGAAGUCGUCCCAAGGUCUCGUGUGCGACAUUGCACUCAAACACGAUACUUCGCGUGUUGUACAGACCAUGGUUAAAUAUAGCGAUGCUACCAUCCGCAAGGAGAUCACCGACGAACUGAAGCCUAUUUUCUACGAACUGGCAACCUCGAACUACGGCAAGUACCUGAUUAUCAAGCUGCUGCAUUACGGGACUCCUGCGACUCGUGACGAGAUUUGCGAGGCCCUCUUUUCCAAGGGUGUUGCACACAACCUGAUGAGACACAGACAUGGUGCAUAUGUGCUGGAAGAUAUGUUCCGCUACUACGCAUCUUCCAAGUAUAAAGAUGAAAUUGUCAAAGAGUUCUUUAAUACUGGCCGACGGGGGUUCAAUAAGGAGAAUCUGAGUCUGGCAGAGGUGCUGGAAAAGCACCCAGAAAAGCGACCAGACAUGAUGGCUCAUGCUUAUAGACGGCUGCAAGGUGCUGUGGAAAAGGGAUCUAUUGGCUUUAAUGUCAUCCAUGCUGUUAUGCUUAACUACGUCAAAAACAUGAUGACCACAACCUCUGAAAAGGAAAAUUUUAUUGAUCUGAUUACUGAGCAGAUCCCUGAGAUUGUGCACACCCCUGAAGGUUCUGAGACUGCAUCACGGGUGGUUGCGCUUGCAACUGCCAAAGAGCGUAAGCUGCUGAUUAAGAGUUUCCGCAAGUUUAUUUUUGAGCUUGCGUCCGAUGACCAUGGAUGUUUUGUGCUCAUUAGCCUGUUUGCAUGUGUUGAUGAUACUGUUCUGAUCCGCAAGGCUUUGGCCGAAAUUCUCACAGAACACAUGCCUGGUCUUCUGACAAGUAAGUCUGGUCGUAAACCAUUCUUGUAUCUGCUUUUGGGACCUUCUUCACGUUACUUUUCUCCCUCGCAAAUUGCUAUGUUCAAAACAAUCGACGAGCUGAAGAAGACUACAAGUAAGAAACCUGAUGCUGACCGUGCAAGAGAAAACCUUGAGUCCUUUUCUCCUGGUAUGCUCAAGACUGUGGAGGAGUAUCCCCGAAAGAUUUUCCAAGACACUGUGGGAUCUCAAGCCGCAGUCGAGGUCCUGCUGUAUGCGGCGGGCGGCGCUGAGGCUAAGCAAGCAGCAUUGCAAGCGGUUGCCAACACUUUUAAGGGUGAUGUGAAUGCAAAAGAUGAAGAGGGCAAUUCUCUGAUGGAGCAGCCAUUUGUUUCGCGAGCUCUGCGUACGCUGGUACAGGGUGGUCACUGGAACGCGUCAAAGGGUGCUGUUGACUCUGAAAAGACUGGCGAGGAUGUUGCUGCUUUCAAAACCAUGUUGGCUGAGGCCAUUGUCGGUGAUGACGGCCAGUACGUGGUUGAAUGGGCCACAGGUCCCGGCGCCUUUGUUCUUGUGAGCUUGUUGGAGCACCUGGAAAAGUCUAGCGCCGAGUACAAGGCUCUUCACAAGGCUCUCAAGAAGGCUUCUAAGAAAAUCUCGACUGCCGCUGCAACAAACAAGGGAAGUAAGAUUCUUGCAGAGUUGAUUUAA
Magnusiomyces paraingens is the source of this 1989-nucleotide messenger RNA. RefSeq lists its product as uncharacterized. Bases 1 to 1989 code for a protein of 662 amino acids. Gene Ontology annotation, cellular component: nucleolus. Gene Ontology annotation, molecular function: mRNA binding. NCBI's taxonomy places the organism in Eukaryota, Fungi, Ascomycota, Dipodascomycetes, Dipodascales, Dipodascaceae. Gene Ontology annotation, biological process: regulation of translation. The transcript has a single exon. The record is from RefSeq and is a predicted model, not a curated record.